AUGUCUGCAACUCCUAUGGGAUCAUGCCCCCUCGGCGGUAGUUGGUGGAUAUGUCUGAAUCAGUCGCCGACAUUCUUCGGGUGUUGCGCCAGUGAUCCAUGUAAUGGAAUUGGUUGCCCUGAAGAAGACCUCUUACCUGCGGGUAUGGGGACAGCGAGUGGCCCGGAUGCUUCUAGCAACGAUGGAUCAUACUGGCCAAAUGCGGAUUGCCCCAACGGAGGAGUCUGGUAUACUUGCUCCCGACAGACUCCGUCAUUUCAAGGUUGCUGUGACGAUAGCAAUGCACCUGGUUCAAUCGAGAAAUUUGAUCCAUGCCACGAAAAUGGUUGCCCGUCAUCAAGGCUCUACGCUGCAGCAUUCAGUAGCGUUCCAACUACAUCUGCCUCCGUUGUUAUCUCUAAGUCUUCCUCUGUCCCCACUUCGUCGUUGUCUAUUUCGCCAUUUUCAACUUUAUCGUCCUCGACUUCAUCAUCUUCAGCAUUAUCUUCGAUCUCUGCAUCUUCUUCAAAAUCUUCAUUUUCUACCUCCUUAUCCACUGUAGGAAAUUCCGCUGCUGACACCAGUUCGAAUCAAACUCCGUCAUCUCAAGGAUCGGCCACAGCGAGUGCGACAGUAGGUUCAACUGGGCACAGUUUAAACUCAAAACUACCUAUUGCUGCAAUUAUAGGGAGCGCUUUAAGUGGAGUAGUUUUUAUCCUACUUGUUCUCUUAGUUAUCUUUUGCGUCCAACGACGUAAAAAGAGAGCUCCAUUGGCAGGUGCAGUCGAGCCAUAUUAUCAAUCGCCACCUCAAGACAUGACCAUGGUUAAAGUAGCUUCGUCACCUUUCGUAUAUGAAGGCAGCCCUUCAGACGCUAAAGCACCGCAGAAAGAUUAUCGUCCAGUAUCAGAGAUACCAUCAUCUCCACCUCUCAGUCCUGCCCCACCAUAUCAAUCCGCACCUCAAUCUCCAAACUUCUCUAAUUACCAUGAGAUUGACUCUUCUAUUUUACAUGAAGUCGAAUCACCACCUCUUGAACAAAGAUCAUUUAUCACUCGACCAGGGACAGUAGAAAUGCCAGAUACAUCUGAGGAUCCUUUCCGAGCAUCAUUACCGGAAGUCUUGAAGGCGGGAUCUUCCAGAAACUGA
Molecule: messenger RNA, 1128 nt
Organism: Botrytis fragariae
Lineage: Eukaryota; Fungi; Ascomycota; Leotiomycetes; Helotiales; Sclerotiniaceae
Exons: 3
Coding region: 1-1128 (375 amino acids)
Source: RefSeq, a predicted model, not a curated record